AUGGCCUUGGUGGAUUUGAAUAUAGGAAUGAUCUUGCUAUUCCAGAUAGUCGUUGGAAUCCUGGGGAAUUUCUCACUCUUAUAUCAUCACACGUCCCUUUACUUCAGGGGAUGCAAGCCAAGAUCCACAAAUUUGAUUCUCAGGCACCUGACUGUAGCCAACUCCUUGGUCAUUCUCUCUAGAGGAGUCCCAGAGACCAUGGCCGCUUUAGGGUUGAAACAUUUCACCAAUUAUGAAUGCUACAUUCCUUUAUAUGCUCACAGAGUAGCCAGAGGUAUGUCCAUUUGUUCCACCUGCCUCUUGAGUGUCUUCCAGGUUAUCAUGAUCCACCCUGGCAACUCCAGGUGGGUAGAGCUUAAAGUGAAAGCUCCAAAGUACAUUGGCUCCUCUAGUAUCCUGUGCUGGGUGCUGCACAUGGGGGUAAAUAUGUUUUUUCCUAUUUAUGUGACUGGUAAAUGGAACAACAAAAAUAUUACAAAGAAAAGAGAUUUGGGAUAUUGUUCUUCACAGCAUCGUGCCAAGAUCGCAGACUCAGUGUAUGCAGCAGUGACAUCUUUCCAUGACAGUUUGGGUUUGGGACUCAUGACCUUGGCCAGCAGCUCCGUGGUUUUCUUCCUUUCCAGGCACAAGCAGAGGGUCCAACACAUCCAUAGGAACAGUCUCUCCCCCAGACCCUCCCCUGAGUCCAGAGCCACUCAAAACAUCCUUGUUUUGGUGGCUACCUUUGUAUCAUUUUUUUUCCUCUCCUCCAUCAUUUAUGUUUACUUGGCUCUCUUUGAUGAUUCCAGUUGGUGGCUGGUGAACGCCGCUGUACUCAUCACUGCCUGUUUUCCAACCGUUAGUCCCUUUGUUCUGAGCCAUGACCCCAGCAUAUCUGGGCUCUACUGUGUCUGCUGUGGAAGAAAUACAUAA
Molecule: messenger RNA, 912 nt
Organism: Leptonychotes weddellii (Weddell seal)
Lineage: Eukaryota; Metazoa; Chordata; Mammalia; Carnivora; Phocidae
Source: RefSeq, a predicted model, not a curated record